GGGUCAACAGUUAUUUCCAAAACGGGGCGGGGUAACAUGCAUUAGAAAAUACUCAAGGGGUUUAACAAGUAUUCCCGAUUAUUUUCCAAAUCAAUUAAAUUAUUCUGUCACACUUCCUCUCAUUAUCAUCUGCGGCGGCUUCGUCUUUCUCUUCACUCUAUCCAUCCGAAGUUCCGGUGGGAUUUUCCAGGAAAAUAUGGGUCAUUUGAAUGUAAGCAACUUGAACACUAGCAGCUAUGGGCCUGCCACUUGCCCCCGUAAAAAUUGGAAAUUGAGGCCCCCACAAGCUGCCAUUAUCCCUAAUUAUCAUCUUCCAAUGCGAAGUUUUGAGGUUAAAAACAGGACAUCAACAGAGGAUAUAAAGUCACUUCGAUUGAUAACAGCCAUUAAAACACCAUAUCUACCUGAUGGGAGAUUUGAUCUUGAAGCUUAUGAUGACCUGGUUAAUAAACAGAUAUCAAAUGGUGCUGAAGGUUUGAUUGUUGGUGGCACAACUGGUGAAGGACAAUUGAUGAGCUGGGAUGAACAUAUAAUGCUUAUUGGCCACACAGUUAAUUGUUUUGGUGGAGCAAUUAAAGUAAUUGGAAACACUGGAAGCAACUCUACCAGGGAAGCAAUUCAUGCCACUGAACAGGGUUUUGCUGUUGGUAUGCAUGCUGCUCUUCACAUCAAUCCUUACUAUGGUAAAACUUCUUUGGAGGGCUUGAUUUCUCACUUUGAUUGUGUGUUAUCUAUGGGGCCAACCAUUAUAUACAAUGUUCCAUCACGGACUGGACAAGAUAUCCCCCCACGUGUGAUUGAAACUCUGGCUCAGAGUCCUAACCUGGCCGGUGUUAAAGAGUGUGUUGGUAAUGAUCGGGUUGAGCAUUAUACAGACAAAGGGGUUACUGUGUGGACUGGAAAUGACGACCAGUGUCAUGAUGCUAGAUGGGACCAUGGGGCUACUGGGGUGAUAUCUGUUACCAGCAACCUUGUUCCUGGGCUGAUGCAAGAACUUAUGUUUGGAGGAAAGAACCCUUCACUCAAUUCUAAGCUGAUGCCCCUGGUUGAGUGGCUCUUUCAGGAACCAAACCCCAUUGCCUUAAACACAGCUCUGGCUCAACUCGGAGUUGUGAGGCCAGUAUUCAGAUUGCCAUAUGUACCUCUUCCUCUACAGAAAAGGGUAGAGUUUGUGAAUUUGGUGAAGAAAAUUGGAAGGGAGAAUUUUGUUGGAGAGAAGGAUGUUCAGGUUCUGGAUGAUGAGGACUUUAUUUUGGUUGGUCGAUAUUAGUUACAUUAGUUUUCCCGUUCAGUGUUUUAGUUUGCUGUUUCUGUUGAAGAUAAAUUUUCUAGCUUUUUAAUUAGUGCUUUAAAUUAAUAGUCGCUACUGAGAAGUUACUUGAGCAUGUGUGAUGGCAAUGUUUGGACCCUUUUUUUUCUAAGCAUGCUACUGCUGCUUAGAUAUUAGUACAUAAUGUGAUAUUAUAAGUGUGUUUUUUUUAA
Molecule: messenger RNA, 1482 nt
Organism: Mangifera indica (mango)
Lineage: Eukaryota; Viridiplantae; Streptophyta; Magnoliopsida; Sapindales; Anacardiaceae
Product: 4-hydroxy-tetrahydrodipicolinate synthase, chloroplastic-like
Exons: 3
Coding region: 197-1270 (357 amino acids)
Molecular function (GO): 4-hydroxy-tetrahydrodipicolinate synthase activity
Source: RefSeq, a predicted model, not a curated record